Messenger RNA from Branchiostoma belcheri (Belcher's lancelet), 575 nucleotides. RefSeq lists its product as uncharacterized. The coding region runs from base 118 to 489 and encodes 123 amino acids. Lineage: Eukaryota; Metazoa; Chordata; Leptocardii; Amphioxiformes; Branchiostomatidae. The transcript has 3 exons. The record is from RefSeq and is a predicted model, not a curated record.
AUUCACUGCAUGUUAUUGCGCAAACGCAGUCUUGGCUUGGCAGGAGACCAUUCAUGCAAUAUAACAAUGUAGACGCUAUUCUAAGAGUGACCGUUAAGAUACCGAGAUCUAGCAAAGAUGGUGGCCAAAUGGCUUCUCCACCUUGCUGUUCUAGUCUGUUACAGUGAAACAGUCGUCUCAAUUUCAAGACAGGAAGGGAUCUUACAGGAUAUUUCGAUUCGUAGCACUUCCGGUAAUCCUAGGUGCUACAUCAGGAUUGAAAUGAACCCAAAGGAAGUAGAGUCUGCAGUACAACAACUAUCGCACCACCAAAAGUCACCAGCUGACUUCAUCCAUUUUCCACCAGAUGAGAAAGUGACAAUAAACAAGCCUGCGACAAUAAUCCUACUUUACGGCAACGUGGCAGUCCUUGAUGUGGAGAGCCAGAAGAAUGUUUUGUGGUACUGCAGGGAUGCAACUCAAUAUCUCGUCAUCGAUGAAGGAAAGUAACGUAAAAAUAAUAUUUUCAUAAAUGCAUCUAAGUGAUUGUAUAUACUAUCUAUUUUACAAAUGCAUGCAAGAUAGUGCAACGUCAU